Molecule: messenger RNA, 2107 nt
Organism: Nematostella vectensis (starlet sea anemone)
Lineage: Eukaryota; Metazoa; Cnidaria; Anthozoa; Actiniaria; Edwardsiidae
Exons: 6
Coding region: 979-1617 (212 amino acids)
Source: RefSeq, a predicted model, not a curated record
ACCUCAAUCAGGCAACACAGAAGGUGUUCAAUGCUGGCUCCGCUUUUAGGCAGUGCCUAAAUCUAUAUAUUACCUAGGUUAGGGAUCUCCUAUCCCCCAGGUUAGAGAUCUCCUAUCCCCCAGGAUAGGGAUCUCCUAUCCCCCAGGUUAGGGAUCUCCUAUCCCCAAGGUUAGAGAUCUCCUAUCCCCCAGGUUAGGGAUAUCCUAUCCCCCAGGUUAGGGAUCUCCUAUCCCCCAGGUUAGAGAUCUCCUAUCCCCCAGGUUAGGGAUCUCCUAUCCCCCAGGUUAGGGAUGUCCUAUCCCCCAGGUUAGGGAUCUCCUAUCCCCCAGGCUAGAGAUCUCCUAUCCCCCAGGUUACAGAUCUCCUAUCCCCCAGGUUACAGAUCUCCUAUCUCCCAGGUUAGGGAUCUCCUAUCCCCCAAGGUAGAGAUCUCCUAUCCCCCAGGUUAUGGAUCUCCUAUCCCCCAGGUCAGGGAUCUCCUAUCCCCCAGGUUAGAGAUCUCCUAUCCCCCAGGUUAUAGAUCUCCUAUCCCCCAGGUUAGGGAUCUCCUAUCCCCCAGGUUAGGGAUAAUAAAAGGACUCGAUCUUAUGGAUAUUUUCAUCAGUAGCGAGUAAACAAAAAUGGGCGCGCUGAGAGAACAGCAAAUUUCUAAAAAGCCGAAAUCUCAGGCUGGACGUUUUUAAAAGGUUCUUAUAAAAAAAAAGAGUGUAUCUCAAAUGCACUUAUUCUUCUUAGUGAUAUACAACACUUUUUCCCAUUUAUUACUCUCGCCAUUAUUGAGGCUAUCAUAUAAAUCCUGUCGCGGAAGUUUGCAUCUCACACUCAUCAUCAACUCGAAUUUGCGUCAUAAGUGAAGCUGUACUAAUAUAUCAUAAUAGAAAUUUUCUGCAUGAUAUCACUAAGGCUAUUAGUGGCUACAACGCGAUAAUCACGCCAGCUGUUGUGAAACACAGCGCUCACAUUUGUAUAAUACUCGCAUGGCUCACCUAGGAAUAAUCUCGAUUUCUCUCUUCCUGUUGUUUCUUGGCCUUGCAUUAUUUGCGCUUACGUACGGAAUAUCAGGAUGGGGGAACGGAGAUGCAGUGAAUGACCAUAUCGACAUUGUGCUAAAACUCACGGAUUAUGCUUGCUUAUGGGCUGGCAUACCGACUUUGAUCACUUCAAUGUUUGGGAUGGUUACCGGGUGCGUGCGCAAGAUGGGAAUGUUCAUCGCGUUGCUGCUAUUUGACAUCAUCACGUGUCUGUGCAACGUCGCAAUGGUGUUUCUUGUUUCCUUCAAGACAUGUAAAGAAUUUGAGGUUCUCGGCCUUAGCUGUUUUAAGAAGUUGACUGUGACUUAUUUCAUUUCCGCGCUUAUCGUCGCCGCCGCUAUGAUUGCUUUGCUCGCCCUCGUCUCCGCUAUCCUCGCCGGCAUCAAGAUAAACAAACUUGAGAAGGAAAGCCAAAGGAGACGGAGGGCGUCUCAGCGUUCCUUUAAUCCUCCUGAGUUGUCUCCGUCCAUAUGGCCGAUGGUUCCGCCUUAUGAGACGCAGAGUGGACAAAUACGAGUGGAAAGACACAACUUCUCGCGAUCAUUCAAUAACAAAGGAUAUGAGGAGUCUGGAAGAAUGAAAUAACCGCACGAGGAUGUUCUACUGCCGGAUAAGGUUACACUUGGACAAGCCCAUCGCCCCGCAAUGCUUCAUUGGUACCCAAUAGAUUAGUGUAAAUAAAAUCAAUAAUUAAAAUCUAGCUUUGAAAACCUCUAAGAGAGGUUUUCAAAAUCCCGUGAAAUACUAUUUAGUUUAUUUAGUACUAAUACACUCUGAUGUCUUUUGUUCUGGCUUUACUAUUACACUUUAACAGUUACAUUUUGUUUCACCUGAUUUGAAAAACAACUCUAACAUCCCCAUUAAAUUCAGAGACCAGGAUAAGCCGUGAGUUACCCAAGAAUUGCGGUCUACGACACAUUGACAUUAAUACAAGAACACGAAAAGAAUGGUUUUAUGCAGUUCUGGGCAUUUGGCGUAACUCUCGGCUACGAGCACAGCUGAUAGUAGCACCGUAAACUGUAUUUUGUGACAAUAAAUAUUAAAGAUAAAGAGAAUAAAGUAAAACUCGAUCUAA